AUGCCUACAGGCAAUUCUCAAGAAGACGUGGUUCCGGAGUAUAUCUCCCGCAUGGAGAAAGUGCCAGCGCCAUUUCUGCCUCCCAGGUCUUCCUAUGGCGUUGAUGGCCUUUCUCGUGCAAUGAUAGCCUGGAUGCUGGAUAUCAACAUCCGGGCGAGCAUCAAACGCCGCGAGUUCGAGCGUACCCGCAUCAGGAUAUGUCUUUACAUCAAGCACAUGGAGCGGAUCAUGACCUUGAACAAUAUCACCUUUGUGCCAUAUAGCGACAAACUAGGCAAUGAAAUGAUACGUGAUGCGAGGAAUACUUUUAAAAGCCAGAUGGUGGCCAGAAUGUUGACGGCGGGACCGAUCCCCCUCACAAGUCCUAUCAGGGAAGAGAAGGAGCUUUGCGGGACCGUGUCGGAUGCGCAGACACUGGAAUACAAACUUCACCAGUUGGAGGUUAUUCGUCACCUGGGCAGAGCUGACCCACCGAGUUUGGAAGAAUUCAAUGCCUCGAGGAGGCAGCAUAGACCGCAGACAGACCCUCGCCGAUAA
Messenger RNA from Penicillium salamii, 537 nucleotides. NCBI's taxonomy places the organism in Eukaryota, Fungi, Ascomycota, Eurotiomycetes, Eurotiales, Aspergillaceae. The record is from the annotation of a GenBank genome assembly.